Elephantulus edwardii (Cape elephant shrew) is the source of this 1074-nucleotide messenger RNA. RefSeq names its product G protein-coupled receptor 32 (gene GPR32). Gene Ontology annotation, cellular component: plasma membrane. The record is from RefSeq and is a predicted model, not a curated record. Lineage: Eukaryota; Metazoa; Chordata; Mammalia; Macroscelidea; Macroscelididae. The transcript has a single exon. Gene Ontology annotation, molecular function: N-formyl peptide receptor activity; complement receptor activity. Bases 1 to 1074 code for a protein of 357 amino acids. Gene Ontology annotation, biological process: phospholipase C-activating G protein-coupled receptor signaling pathway; positive regulation of cytosolic calcium ion concentration; inflammatory response.
AUGGCAUUAAUAUGUGGUGAUUCCUGUUCUAGGAAAAUUUACGGCACCUCCAUGUGCAACUCUUUGGAGAUGUGGCCAAUCCGUGUGCUAAUCAUCACCAUCCUGUGUGUCUUCUUUGUCACUGGUGUGACUGGCAAUGGCCUGGUCCUCUGGAUGACCCUCUUCAGGUUACCUCGCACGGUCACUACCAUCUGGUUCCUCAACCUGGCCCUUGCCGACUUCUCCGUCCUGCUGUCCCUGCCUAUCCCUGUACAUAACUUGAUCCAAGGCCAGUGGUUCUUCGGUGCGUGGGGAUGCAAAUUCUACCAGGCCUUUUUGAAUCUCAACUUCUUCACCAGCAUCUAUCUCCUGGUCCUCAUCUCUGUGGACCGCUGCGUCUCCGUCCUCUACCCGAUCUGGGCUCGGAACCACCGCACCGUUCGGAGAGCAAGCUGGCUGGCGGCUGGCGUGUGGCUUCUUGCUUCUCUCACCUCCAUUCCCUACCUGAUCUUCCGGACCACCGGCGUGCAGAAGGAUGGUUGUAACUACUGUUACUUCAACUUCAAUAUAGAGAACAAAACAAUGGACGCAGAGUGGAAGCGAGUGGUUAUGACAAGACGCCUGUCGAUGACGGUCGCUCACCUCCUGCUGGGCUUCCUGGUGCCCUUGGUGGUCAUCAGCACCUGUGCCCAUCUCAUUCGGGUCAAUUUCCCGCGGGGUGGCUGGGUCCAUGCCAGGGGCACGAAGAGAUUGCUGUUGGUGUUGGUGAGCACCUUCUUUGCCUGCUGGUUCCCAUUCAACGUGGCUCUCUGCAUCCAACUGUGGCGCUUCAUGGUGUUUAGAAGGACCAUUGACCCCCACAUGUUGCUUUUCCUUUGGGGUGCCUUCUCUUUGAGCUGCCUGAACAGUUGCCUCAACCCCUUCCUCUAUGUCCUCAUAGGCAGAGAUUUCCAAAAAAAGUUCUUCCAGUCCAUACCUCAUGCCUUGGCCAGAGUGUUUGGUGAGGAAGGGGUUCUCAAUCUACCUGCCCUGGAGGCAGAGCCCCCAGGGCAUGAUGGAAACCUCCAGGUGGAAACUGGAAGCCCUUCUGCUUAG